This is a messenger RNA of Ipomoea nil (Japanese morning glory), 3056 nucleotides long. Its product is annotated as DNA repair protein RAD16. Lineage: Eukaryota; Viridiplantae; Streptophyta; Magnoliopsida; Solanales; Convolvulaceae. Gene Ontology annotation, molecular function: ATP binding; ATP-dependent chromatin remodeler activity. The transcript has 16 exons. Bases 130 to 2904 code for a protein of 924 amino acids. The record is from RefSeq and is a predicted model, not a curated record.
UGUGUGUGAAAAAGAAAGGCAGAAGGGCAGGCAGACGCGACUGAGUGUUCCGGCUUCUAUCUCUCUCUAAAACCCACUCAUCUUUGUUUUUUCUCUGUGUGGAAACCCUAAUCUCUUCGAUUUUGCUCAAUGAAGCGUCGAUAUCAGCGUUCACGGCCUCGGAAGAAAGCAGCAGAAAAGGGUGCGCAUCGUGUGGAGUUCUCUGAUGAUGAUAAUCAUCUCGUGGUUUCUUCCGAUUCUGAUUAUCAUACCAGUGAAGAUGAUGGCAUUAUUGAUAUUUCAGAAGAGAAUGAAAAUGGAGGUUUUCCUUUCAACCAUCUUGUAAAUGAUGAGGUUGGGUUUUCUGAUGAUGAUGUUUUGGACAAGGUGCCAAAGCGGAGGAGGAAGGUUGGAUCUACAAGAAGGGGGAUUGAAAUGAAUACUGGCGUUAAGGAAGAAAAACCACAGAAUGAAGAGGUGGUGGAUGGGAGUAAAUUUGGUGUAGGAGGGCCUCAUACGACGAGUCCUGAAUUCAUUGCACUGAUAAACCGGAUAAACGAGAGGAAGAAAAAAAGGAUAAAGAAGAGAAAGGACAGACCGAUAUUAAUGUGGGAAGUGUGGGAUGAUGACAAUGACCAGUGGCUGGUUGAGAACUUCACAAUAGAUGGUGAAAUAGAUAAUCGAAAUGAGGUGAUGUCUGAAACUGCUGAGGCACCUUCAGAAUUGAUAAUGCCACUGCUAAGAUACCAAAAGGAGUGGUUGGCAUGGGCGUUGAAGCAAGAAGAGUCUGCUUCGAAAGGGGGCAUUCUUGCUGAUGAAAUGGGGAUGGGCAAGACUGUGCAAGCAAUAGCACUUGUGCUUGCUAAGCGUGAAUUCAAGAAGGCUAUUGGUGAACAUUGUUUGCCAUCAUCUUCUCCCAGUACAUCUCAGGGGCUUCCAGCAAUGAAAGGCACUCUUGUAAUAUGCCCGGUGGUUGCUGUGAGGCAGUGGGUUAAUGAGAUUGACCGUUUCACCUUGAAGGACAGCAAUAAGGUCCUGGUUUAUCAUGGAAAAAAUAGGGAAAAAUACCUUGACAGACUCUCUGAGUAUGACUUUGUUAUAACAACUUAUUCCAUUGUUGAGUUUGAUUAUAGAAAAUAUGUGAUGCCUCCAAAGCAGAGAUGCGAGUGGUGUGGAAGAGCUUUCUAUGAAAAAAAGUUGGCUCUUCACCAGAAAUACUUCUGUGGGCCAGAUGCUAAUAAAACUGCUAAACAGUCAAAGCAACAGAAAAAGAAACCAAAAUAUGGUGUAAAAUUGUCAAUGGAGAAAACAGAAUCUAAUAAAGGCAAGGCUCAGCAAAACAAUGGUUCUGAGGGUAAUCCAAGGAAGAAAGGCCGUAAAAAGGGCGUUAAAAGUUGCACCAUUGACAAUGAAUGCAGCAAUGAUGGUCCAUUUGAGAACAUAGCAAAUGAAGAGCAAGUCAUUUCAGGAAAAUCAAUUUUGCAUUCUGUGAAAUGGGAUCGCAUAAUUUUGGAUGAGGCCCAUUAUAUAAAAGAAAGACGCUCUAACACUACAAAAGCUAUUCUUGCUUUAGAGUCUUCCUACAAGUGGGCCUUGAGUGGCACCCCCCUUCAGAAUCGUGUUGGAGAGUUGUACUCACUUGUCCGGUUCCUUCAAAUUGUUCCUUAUUCUUACUACUUUUGUAAAGAUUGUGAUUGUAGAGCUCUUGAUUAUUGUUCCUCAACUGAAUGCCCACAUUGCCCUCACAAAUCUGUGCGACACUUUUGUUGGUGGAAUCGUUAUAUUGCUUCACCAAUACAAGCUGAAGGACAUUAUGGGAAUGGUAGAGAUGCUAUGCUUUUGUUGAGGAACAAAAUUCUGAAAAGCAUUCUGCUUAGACGAACUAAAAAGGGCAGGGCUGCUGAUCUUGCACUUCCCCCAAGGAUUGUGACACUGAGACGGGAUUCUCUUGAUGUCAAAGAAGAAGAUUACUAUACAUCUUUAUAUAAUGAGAGUCAAGCUCAAUUUAAUACAUAUGUUCGGGAAGGAACUGUGACGAAUAACUACGCCCACAUUUUUGAUCUCCUCACACGCUUGCGACAGGCGGUUGAUCACCCUUACCUUGUCGAAUACUCUUUGGCAAGAAGUGAAAAUGAUGCUAGCAAUGUUGAACAACCUUGUGGCAUAUGUCAUGGCUCAGUAGAAGAACCUGUGGUUACAUCAUGUGCACACACCUUUUGCAAAUCUUGUUUGAUGGAGUUCUCUUCUAGUAUGCCAAAAGUUUCAUGCCCUACGUGCUCCAAGCCACUCACAGCAGAACUAUUAAAUAGUAGUGGUAAUAGAGAUUCAAAAAACAGAACAACAAUCAAAGGAUUUAGGGCCUCGAGUAUACUGAACAGAAUUCUGCUCGCUGAAUUCCAGACUAGUACUAAAAUAGAUGCCUUGAGGGAAGAAAUUAGAUUUAUGGUUGAAAGAGAUGGUUCUGCUAAAGGAAUAGUUUUCAGCCAAUUCACAGAAUUUUUGGAUUUGAUACACUAUUCUCUUAUCAAGUCGGGCGUUAAUUGUGUUAUGUUAAUGGGAUCAAUGAGUAUGGCCGCUAGAGAAUCUGCUAUUACUAAAUUCACCGACGAUCCAGAAUGCAGAAUAUUUCUUAUGAGUUUGAAAGCUGGAGGUGUUGCUUUAAAUCUGACAGUAGCAUCGCAUGUUUUCUUGAUGGAUCCUUGGUGGAAUCCAGCGGUGGAGAGGCAAGCACAAGAUAGAAUCCAUCGGAUAGGACAAUAUAAACCUAUAAGGAUUGUGAGAUUUGUGAUUGACAACACCAUUGAAGAGAGAAUCUUGAAGCUGCAAGAGAAGAAGGAAUUAGUUUUUGAAGGGACGGUUGGUGGAUCCUUAGACGCACUUGGAAAGCUAACGGAGGGAGACUUGAAAUUCCUUUUUGUCACUUGAAGCAUGCAUGCAUAUGUAAUGUUGUAAAAUGUGUUUUUCCCUUACAUCUGGAGCAUAUCAUAUCUUUUUUGCCAUCUGUCUCAAGCAUAUCAUUUCUAUCAGUAAUCCUAACUCAUCUUGAUACAAAUAUAAUUGUCCUGUUGUCUCUACUC